GGCCAUAUUCAAUCCAGUAAAAGCCUCAAAAUUAAACAACAAUGGCGGGCAUCCCCGAUAAAUCGUGGCAGCCGCCUUUUGUGACUUUAGAAACAACGAUGGGGGACGUGACGCUGGAGCUCUACUGGAAACAUGCUCCCAACACCUGCCGCAACUUCGCCGAACUGGCCAGGAGGGGCUACUACAACGGCGUCAAGUUCCAUCGGAUCAUCCCGGACUUCAUGAUCCAGGGUGGAGAUCCCACGGCCACAGGUCGAGGGGGAGCAUCCAUCUACGGGAAGACCUUCCAAGACGAAAUCCACCCAGACCUCAAGCAUACAGGCGCCGGUGUGCUGUCGAUGGCCAAUGCGGGCCCGGAUACCAACGGGAGCCAGUUCUUCCUGACCCUGGGCCCCACGCAGUGGCUGGACGGCAAGCACGCCAUCUUCGGGCGGGUCCACUCUGGCAUGGCGGUGGUGCACCGCAUGGGCCGGGUGCCCACGGACAACAACGACCAGCCCCUCGAGGACGUCAAGGUCGUGCGUGCAUAUCCCCGAAUGAAGUGAAGCGCCCGCCC
Molecule: messenger RNA, 556 nt
Organism: Ixodes scapularis (black-legged tick)
Lineage: Eukaryota; Metazoa; Arthropoda; Arachnida; Ixodida; Ixodidae
Product: peptidyl-prolyl cis-trans isomerase-like 1
Exons: 4
Coding region: 42-545 (167 amino acids)
Biological process (GO): protein peptidyl-prolyl isomerization; protein folding
Cellular component (GO): catalytic step 2 spliceosome
Molecular function (GO): peptidyl-prolyl cis-trans isomerase activity
Source: RefSeq, a predicted model, not a curated record